CGUUGCGCUCUUGCUCUUUUUUUUGGAGUCCCCGUCUCUCCGACCCCGACGAAAAUUCCACACCCACCGCCUCCCCCAUCUCCCUCUCCCUCCCGCUGCCUGCCGUCUCUCUGCCGAGCUAGGCAGCUACCGCACGCCGCCACACGCUUCGCUCCCCAAAUCCCCCACCCUCCACCACUUCCCGUCCGCUCGCCUCAAAGCCCCACCAGGUGCGUGCGGAGUCGGACUGCGGACGCGGCCUGCGCUCGCGCACGCGCACCCGCACGCGGAGGCGGAGAAGAAGAACCCACCCACCACCUCUCCCGCGGCCGCGGCGUGCGUACGUAUUUCACCCGGCCUCCUGUGGGAUCAUCGAUACCCUCCCCAGUCCCCCACCGGCACCCGAGGGCGCUGGCCGGCGACGAGGCCGGCAUGAAGCCGCGGGCGCUCCUGGAGCGCCUAGCCCGCCCCUUCUCCUCCUCCCGCCGCGCGUCGUCCGACCGCGAGAGGGAGGAGGAGGCGGACCUGGAGGCGAUCGCGGCGCGUGAGCAGCGCGCGUUCCGGUACGAGACGCUGGCGGCGGCGACGCGGGGAUUCUCGGAGAAGAACCGGCUGGGGCAGGGCGGGUUCGGCCCCGUCUACCGGGGCCGCCUGGAGGACGGCCGCGACGUGGCCGUCAAGCGCCUGGGCGCCGGGUCACGGCAGGGCGCCCGGGAGUUCCGGAACGAGGCCACGCUGCUCUCCCGGGUGCAGCACCGGAACGUGGUCAACCUCAUCGGCUACUGCGCCCGCGGCGCCGACGACAAGCUGCUGGUGUACGAGUACGUGCCCAACGAGAGCCUCGACAAGAUCCUCUUCUCCCCUUCCUCCUCCUCCAAUCACUCCAGCAGCAACAGCGACCGAUCACGACGAGCGGAGCUGACCUGGCCGCGGCGGCACGAGGUCGUGGUCGGCGUGGCGCGUGGCCUGCUCUACCUCCACGAGGACGCGCACACGCCCAUCAUCCACCGCGACAUCAAGGCUAGCAACAUCCUCCUGGACGACCGGUGGGUGCCCAAGAUCGCCGACUUCGGCAUGGCCCGGCUCUUCCCGGAGGCCGGCGACGGUCACUCUCGUGUCCAUACCCGUGUCGCCGGCACUAACGGGUACAUGGCGCCCGAGUACCUCAUGCACGGCGACCUCUCCACCAAGGCCGACGUCUUCAGCUUCGGCGUGGUGGUUCUCGAGAUCGUCUCGGGCCGCAAGAACUCCGCCUUUGUCCCACCCCCGGACGCCGAGGCAGACAGCCUCCUGGAAUACGCCUGGAGACUGUACAAGAAAGGUCGGACCCUGGAGUUGCUUGACCCCGCGGUGAAGUCGUCGGCGGUGCCGGAGCAGGUCGAGCUGUGCGUGCGGAUCGGGCUGCUGUGCGUGCAGGCCGACCCGCGGCUGCGGCCGGACAUGAAGCGCGUGGUGAUCAUCCUGUCCAAGAAGCAGAGCAAGCUCGAGGAGCCGACGCGUCCGGGGGUGCCCGGGUCGCGGUACCGGCGGAGGCCCCACGGCCUGCGCGGCUCGCACUACUCUGCCGGGUCAUCGUCCGGCACCAGCUCGCCGUCUACGUCCGCAACGACGUCGCACGCGUCAGCGUCGGCGUCGGCCUCCAACGCCAUGACGACGUCGAGCACGCACACCAUGAGAAGCCAAGGCUUGCCCUCGCACCGAGAAGACGAGGAGUCGUAGCAGUAACAGGGCGAGCCCCAACUGUACAUUUGUCUAUUCUUUCCCUUUUUCUUCAGGUUGGUGUUCAUUCAAGGAUGGGAUUGCAGAGUAUAGGUAUAGAUGCGCAUGAUUGUUUUGCUAGUUCAUAGGAUCUGCCUUUUGGAUUUCGUUAGGAUGCUGCUGAUUAAGCUGUUGAUCGGUCCGUCUGUGGUAGACUGCAGGCAAGAACUGUGUAUAUAAAAAUGAGAAAGAUAAAGAGCAAAUUCUCUUAAUGCCGCUACAAUUA
This is a messenger RNA of Sorghum bicolor (sorghum), 1963 nucleotides long. Its product is annotated as putative receptor-like protein kinase At4g00960. NCBI's taxonomy places the organism in Eukaryota, Viridiplantae, Streptophyta, Magnoliopsida, Poales, Poaceae. The coding region runs from base 412 to 1698 and encodes 428 amino acids. Gene Ontology annotation, molecular function: protein kinase activity; ATP binding. The transcript is spliced from 3 exons. Gene Ontology annotation, biological process: protein phosphorylation. The record is from RefSeq and is a predicted model, not a curated record.